This is a messenger RNA of Dermatophagoides pteronyssinus (European house dust mite), 630 nucleotides long. RefSeq lists its product as uncharacterized. The record is from RefSeq and is a predicted model, not a curated record. NCBI's taxonomy places the organism in Eukaryota, Metazoa, Arthropoda, Arachnida, Sarcoptiformes, Pyroglyphidae.
AUGUUAUUUAUAAUCAAUAUAAUUAUAUUAAUUUUACCAAUAAUUUAUUGGUUAUUAUUAACGAAUGGUUAUCGUAAAUUAUUAUGGAUUAAAAAUUUUCAUCAUUCGAAUAUAAUCACUAAUAAGAAUGAUAAUGAUAAUUUGGAAGACGCCAGUGAUGAUGAUGAUAAUCUAAAUGAACAAUUUAUCUAUCAAGAUUAUUCAUUCAAUUCGGAUUCAAUACAGAUACAAAUUGAUGGACCAUCAACACCACCACCAAAUUUGAAUGAUUAUCGACAACAAAAAUACGAAGAUAAUAAUGAUAUUAUUGUUGAUGAUGAUGGUGAUGAACGAAAAUCAUUUAUGCUCAACGAAACAACAAUCGAUAGUCAAUUAAUCGAUAGUCAUAAAAAAGGAUAUCGAAUAUUAUUCUGGGAAGAAAUCUUUAUACAAUUAUCAUAUUUAUUAUUGAUUAUCGUUUAUCUUGGUGAAUUAAUUGAAUUACUUAUUCUAAAUAUUGGUUUCGAUAAUAAUCAUCAACAUCAUCAAAUAGAUAAUUUUAUCAUCAAACAUUUAGAAUUGAUCAAUAUUAUUCUAAAAAUCCUAAUUCAUCUAAUAUUAUAUGGUGUUUUGUCUUUCAUUCGAAAAUAA